AUGAGUUUCAAUCAAAAUGCUUUUAAAGCACACUCCCUCUCUCUCUCUCUCUCUCUCUCUCUCUUCCCCCCCCCCCAUCUAUAGUCUUAUUUCCUAAGUCUAGCCUUAUUAAGACUUUGUAACUGUUAAAUAGUGGAAUAUACUUCCUUACAUAGCCACAACACACAAUUCAUUUCCAAUUCAAUUAAAUUCAUCCUCCUUUUACCCUUUGCUAUUAAACCAGGUCUUAGUUCCCAACAAAGUGAGAAAUUCCCACAUCUUUUGUUUUUUUUUGGAAUUUUUCCCCACAUGAAGAUCCAAUUACCAGAGCCGUGUCCCUCUGAAAGUUCAAGCAUCAUCUCAGUUUCAGAGGCUCUGCAACCAUCAAGCAUACAAGUCUCAAUGGAUAUCCAAAAGCAGAGGAAUCAACCAGAGGAAGAAGAAGUAGAAGAACAACAAGAACAAGAUGGAGAUGGAGAUGAAGAAGAAAAGGUUAAGAAGGCCGAGGAAGGUGAUCAUGAAGAUCACAAUAAACACCAAGAAGAAAGCAAAAAUUCUCAUCUUGUGUUGGAUCUAAGCCUCUCCAAUGAAGAUUCGAAGCCAGAACUCAAUCUCAUAGACUCCUUCGAAUCGAAUUCAUCGAGGAAUUCUUCUGACACCGAUACUCAUCCUCAUCAAGGUAAUGAAACUGAGCCGAGAGUUUUCUCAUGCAACUAUUGCCAGAGGAAGUUUUACAGCUCACAGGCACUUGGAGGCCACCAAAAUGCUCAUAAGCGAGAGAGAACACUAGCAAAGAGAGGACAUAAGAUUGGUAUUGCCUCAACGGCUUUUGGGUUUCCAACUUCUCUACCCCAUAGAUACUCCAGCAUAGCUUCUCUGCCACUGCAUGGCUCCUUCAAUAAGUCUCUUGGUAUUCAAGUGCAUUCCAUGAUUCAUAAGCCUGCUUACCAACCAAACACAAACACAGUUGCUACUUCUCAUCUUUAUGGUCGAAACGGAUGGCUCAGAUUCCCUAUUGAUCAGCAACCUGCAAUUGGACGGCAUGUUUUGGAGAAUCUUCAUGUGGGAACGGCCUUAGGAUCUUCCUCGUCGUCCACUGGUGGAGCUGCGAGAUUCGAAACCGCUCGGAAGUUUUCACAGGCGACUGAAGGAACUGGAGGAGGGUUCUGUUGGAAUAGUGUUGGCUUUUCAAAGACCAAGCAAGAUGAAUUGCAGAAACUUGACUUGUCCCUCAAGCUUUAAUUAAAAAGCUCCCUUAUCUUUUCCUUUUCUUUUAAUUAAAUUUUCUUUUCUUUUCUUUUUCUUUUUUUUUUUUUUUUUUGUUCCACUUUGAAUUGUGAUUUUAAUUGAUUUACUUCCUUAUUGUCUAGUUGCAACUUCUUGUAAAUUGUUCUUUUGGGUACAGAACACAUUUUGAGAGAUUUUUAUUUUUGAUGAAAAUUCUUGUUUGUCUUAAAUUCCAAAAUAGUUCCGUAUAAAAACAAAAUGCCAUAUACGGUGUGGUUGGGAAGUUGGAAGUUGGAAGUGAUUAGAAUCAGACAACUU
Messenger RNA from Ziziphus jujuba (common jujube), 1524 nucleotides. Its product is annotated as zinc finger protein 1. Lineage: Eukaryota; Viridiplantae; Streptophyta; Magnoliopsida; Rosales; Rhamnaceae. The record is from RefSeq and is a predicted model, not a curated record. The coding region runs from base 289 to 1221 and encodes 310 amino acids. The transcript has a single exon. Gene Ontology annotation, biological process: negative regulation of abscisic acid-activated signaling pathway.